Messenger RNA from Linepithema humile (Argentine ant), 2640 nucleotides. RefSeq lists its product as uncharacterized. The record is from RefSeq and is a predicted model, not a curated record. Lineage: Eukaryota; Metazoa; Arthropoda; Insecta; Hymenoptera; Formicidae.
AUGAUUGAAGCUGGAGAAUCAGAAGAAGCCAUUGGCGGAGAGAUAGAACAGACAGACGAAUAUGCAGCAAAAUACCAUCAGGCAAAACUCCUGCUAACCUGUUUGACCGAACGGCAAGAAGCUCGCGGGCCACCGGCACCGGCUUUAUCUCAACGGUCGUUCCAUACGAUCGCAACAGCUCAGAAAAAAACACAUAUUCGAGCGUUCGAGACUCUGGGUGUAACGACAGAUAUGUGCGCGGCUAUGUUAUUCCCCUUGGUAGAGUCUUCAUUGCUAGAAGACACUUUGCGAAUAUGGCAACGAACAAUGACACAAUUAGCCCUCCAAACAGAUGCAUUUGUUGCAAAUCUCACUGCCAAAGACCGUCUUACUAAUCUUAUGGUUUUUCUAGGAAGAGAGGUCGAAAGUGAAGAACGCAUUCAAAUGGCUAAAACGUGUUUUGAAAGUAAUGAUGUCCAGAGGUCCAAAAACAAAAAAAAGAAAAAGGCGAAAGGAGAUCAAGAUCAGAAAGUAGCUACAGCGACUGGUCUACUAUCCAUAAAAGAAUCAAGAUCACAACGAUGUCUAUUCUGCGGAGAGAAUCAUAAUAGCUCGAGUUGCGAGAAAGCUAGAAACAUGGACAUAGAUGAAAGAAUGAAGAUCGUAAAAGACAAAAAUGGCUGCUUCAAAUGUCUGAAAAUAGAACACAGUUACAAAAAAUGCCACAGCAAAACAAAAUGUCCUUGGUGUAGCAAGGAACAUUGUCUCUUGAUGUGUCGAAAUCUCUCAAGCAAGAACAAAUCGAAACGAGUCGAUGAAGAAAAGUCCAGCGAACAAGCAUUUAACGAAGGACACAGUUAUCUCGCCAAUGUUUCUUCGAAUAAAUCAUUUUUGCCUAUAUUAAAGGUCAAGAUGCGUGGUCCAAAAGACCUCGUAAACGUCCGCGCUGUUAUAGAUACUGGUUCACACAGGUCUUAUGUCUUAGAAAAAGUAAUAAAGAAUCUUGGAUACGAAACUGUGAGUGAGCAAACGAUGAUACACUUACUAUUUGAAGGAGCCAAGACUAAACCUCAAAAACAUAAAACCUGUCGAAUCUACGUUGGCAACCUGGAUGGAACAUAUACGUGUGAUUUCGUAGCCUUAGAACAAGACAUUAUCUGUCAAGAUAUUCCCAGUGUAAGUAGCAGUCCAUGGAUAGAUAUGCUUAAAGAAAAGAACUUAUUUCUGAGCGACACCGAUGGAAAUAGAGAAUCCGUUUCGUUGCUGAUCGGAGCUGAUGUUGCUGGCAAGAUAAUUACGGGUAGAAUUCUUCAGAUAAGUCAAGGCAUAACUGCUCUAAAAACUAAGCUUGAAAACAUUACAAGAGAAGCUCGUCAAGUUGAAAUUAAAGCAUUGUUCCAAGAAACGACAGAGAUUAACGAUGAAGGCCGUUAUGAAGUCCUUCUUCCCUGGAAGGACAAUCAUCCACCUUUGCAAGACAACAGGAACAUAGCGGAGAGAAGAUUCAACGUCACGAAGAGACUGCAACAGAAAGAUUUGUUUGAUAACUAUAACACAAUCUUUUUCAACUGGCUCGCGGAAAGUAUCAUUGAAAGAGUGCCUGCAUCCGAAAUCACCAAGAAAAGUUAUUACCUUCCACACAGGCCUGUCAUUAAGAGAAAAAGAACCACUAAGAUUCGUCCUGUCUUCGACGCUUCAGCGGAAAGUAGCGAUUCGCCGUCACUUAACCAAUGCUUAGAGACAGGUCCUAAUCUCAUCGAACUCAUUCCUACAUUAUUGCAUCGGUUCUGCGAAAGAAAAGUAGGAGUAACCGCAGAUAUAGCCAAAGCGUUCUUACAAAUUAACAUCUCUUCGUCAGAGAGGGAUGUGUUGAGAUUCCUCGUCGAUUCUUACUCUGACUUUGAGAUUUUUCAGGAAAAGGCAAGUUCUCUUUUGAGUAAAGCAAAAUUCGAAUUGAAGGACUGGAAACAUACGGGCAUGAAGCACGAGAAUCGGUUAACCGUACUCAUACUUAUCUGGAAUACUGAGGAUAAUAAUCUUUUUUUAUCGGAUUUUCCUUCACAGCCGAUUACAGAGAAGAUAACGAAGAAAGUCGUACUAUCACAAGUGCAGAAAGUAUUCGAUCCGCUCAGAAUUAUUUGUCCCGUACUGUUAAAACCGAAAUUGUUGUUACAGCAUCUCUGGAGUCAAGAUAUAGACUGGGAUACGAAAAUCGAUAUAAUAAAUCAUAAAAAUAAAUUUCUCAACUGGACACAGCAACUUGAUCUUCUUCAUGUUCUGAGAUUUCCACAUUCGAUUUUCAGUGAAGAAAGGAAUGCCGAUUCAUUGUCCUUUCAUGUCUUUAUCGAUGCAAGCAAGGAUGCGUACGCUGCUGCUCUCUUCGUCCGAGUGAAAUCGAACAUGGGAGUCAAAGUACACCUUAUUGAGGCCAAAUCGAGAGUAGCACCAAAAGGCAAGAAAACUAUGCCGCGGCUUGAACUGCUUUCUGCCUCUAUUGGAGCAAGAAUGAUGCACUCUUUUAAUAAGGCAAUGGAUUAUCAAGACGUCAAAAGAUAUUUUUGGAGCGAUUCGACUACUGUUCUGACAUGGAUACGACAAAAGGCAAUGGGUGAUAUUUGUAUGGAAUCAUGUCCAAGAAAUAAGAAACCUUACGGAUGUUGA